Symbiodinium sp. CCMP2456 is the source of this 762-nucleotide messenger RNA. The record is from the annotation of a GenBank genome assembly. Lineage: Eukaryota; Dinophyceae; Suessiales; Symbiodiniaceae.
GACCAGGCCGGAAAAGAGGGAAUUGUGCUCAAAGUGAGCAGGAAGACGCUUGGACUUCGGAGCCAGAUCUUCCAGACUGCGGCCGUGGGCAACACUGACUUAGUGACCGACGUGAAGGGCUUCAAGCAGAUCAAAGGCCGCCGGGCUGCAGCAUCAGAAGAUCAGACUGGCACCACUGUGGUGCCAGUCUACAUCCUCCUUAAAGGUGAAGCCGCUGCUCGCAACAUGGGCUGUCGGGGAACGGAUUGGCACAACCUCUUCAACUGCGAGCACAACAGCGAGUUCCUAGAGAACCAGUUUCAGGCUCUGAGGAAGAACGCCCCUGAGCCUUACCCCGAGCACUUCUUGCCGCUGUUCUGGUCCCCAGACAUUCCAGCCCAGCUUCGUUUCUUUCAACGCGACCUGCCCGCGGAUGGGAACUGUUGGCUCCUCAUGAUAAAGUGUGAGGUGUCAGCUUUCAUGAAAGAUGGCAUCAACAUGAUUGCCGUCCAGCAACUCUAUCCGCACAGUCAGCUGCACGGCACAGAGGCCGUCAUUGCAAAGCAGCUGGCAUGUUUGGCAAAUCGUGCUGCAGAAGUCUCGGUGGUUACUGCCAAGAUUGAGCUUGCAGAGAUUUCCUACGAGGGGGUCGAUGUGUGCUUGAGGAAGAGGAAGCUGGCCGAGGACAUGGAGUACCACAAACGCAUGGCUGAAGAGCAUGCUGAAAAAUUCAAGAGGUGCAAGCGUCAAUGGGACGCCAUCUUCGAGGAGGCUGGACAGUAA